This is a messenger RNA of Capsicum annuum, 2426 nucleotides long. RefSeq lists its product as uncharacterized. The record is from RefSeq and is a predicted model, not a curated record. NCBI's taxonomy places the organism in Eukaryota, Viridiplantae, Streptophyta, Magnoliopsida, Solanales, Solanaceae. The coding region runs from base 365 to 2101 and encodes 578 amino acids. The transcript is spliced from 3 exons.
GUUUCUACAAAAUUGAACCGACAAGGAAUAUAAAAUUAAAACACCAAAAAUAACGUCUGUUGGUAACGGAAGCAAAGGGCGAAAUUUUGCGGGUUUGUUCCCGGGAAAACCCUUUCCACAGUAUCCUAUUUUGUCUAAGUAAACUUCUCCAAUUAGUAGCUGUUAAAGUUCUAAACACGAUGCAUUUAGUGAGUAUCUAAAUAUUUUAGAAAAAAUUGAUGUGUUCUAUGAGGGGUUUAGAUUAACUGUUGAGUUUUGGGUUUCUCUUGAAACAACUGUAUAUUGAUAUAGUUGCUGAAUUUUUGAGGGUUGGAUAUAUAUUGGGGUAGUAGUAGUAGUAGGUUGUGGAGAUACUACAAGCAGUAUGAGUAAUAUUUUGAACAGGGAAUUAAGUUAUUGCAAUUCUUGUGAACAAGAGAACAAUGGGUAUAUGUUAGUUGAAGGUAAGUUUGAGGCAUUGCGUGUCGAAAAGGUUGCUAUUGAAAGUGAGCUUGAGGUGUUGAAGAGAAGGAAUCGAGAGUUGGAAGAGCAAUUGCGUGGAAUAGAGACUAAAGGAAGUAAUGAAGAAAACGAGGAUGAAGGUGAGAUUGUGCGAUUGAUGAUCGAGAAUAGUGUACUGGAAUGUGAGAAAAAGACUGCUGAACGUGAUGUUGAGCAUUGGAAAUCCAAGUGUAACAAGCUAGAGUUCAUAGUGGCGGAAUUGGAGAAAAAAUUGGUUUCUAAAGAAGGAGAUGGAACUUCAACUAAAGUACUAUGUGGAUUACAAGACACAGAAGCAUUACAUCAAGUGAAGGGGUUGCAAGAAGUAUGUAAAAUCACAAAAUCUGAUGAAAUGCAAAAUACUGAUGGGGAAAUCGGCUCUCUACAAUCUCAAGGUUCAGGGAAAUCUUUAGCAAAAACUCCAAGCGUGCAAGCCAAGCUUGUGGGAAGAAACAAAGCUUUACUAUCUGAAAGUGGCAAUGCCUGUGUCAACCAAGUGAGGAAGCGAUUGACAUUUGAAGAAGAAAGGGGGUCUAACAAGAGGAUGGCUCCUUCUACACCAGCUGGUGUAAGACCUGCAAAAGUUGUUGUUAUUGACAUAGCUGAAAGUGAUGAUGAAAGAACUAUUGUCCCCCUCUGUACGCCUCCCAUUGCAGGAAUUGUUCGUACUGUACCUUACUGUGGAUCUGGGAAUACCUUGUCCAAUAUUGAAUUGCCUUCAGAGAACAAUUCAAAGAUGAUUGACAUUGAGCAAGGUGAAGACGAUGACAUGGUUUGCCAUAAUGAGGAGGCUUUAUAUGUUCCAACUCCAAAAAGAAGAAGAGCUUCAAACAUCAUUGCUAGUGAUACUGACACCGACAAUGAUGAUAAAGUUCCAAUCUGCAUGCUCGAAACUAGGCAUCUUCGUGAAAAAGGUUCCGAUGAUCAUCCCAGAGGCCGCUCAAUUCAAACUGGUGACUCUGAGGAUGAAGUCAGGAAAUUGUCUCGUAGGCGGCGCCUAGUGAAACUAUGUCAAUUUGAAGGGGAAGGUGGCGGCGGCAAUGACAUAGAAGAAGAAGUGUCAGACAGUGAAGGAGAAAGCUUAGGUGGGUUUAUAGUUAAUAGCUCUGACAUCUCAGAUGAUGAUGACAUCUCUAAUUCUGACAGUGCAUUGCAAAGUAAUUCUUCUGUAGCUGAAGAUUCGAUAACUGAUUCAGAGUAUAUAUCAGAGAGUGAUUCAGAUUAUGGUGAGUUAAUGUCGAGAAUUCGGAGGAACAAAAGUGAUAAAUUAGAGUGGGAGUUUGAGGGAGACAUGCUUGCUGCCUUUGGUAAGGAUCCUGAAUUAUGUAUGAAGGCUGUUUGUGUUUUGUAUAGGCAGCAAACAGAGGAGGAGAAAUGUAGUAAAGAAACAAUAUUUCACAACCAAAGAGGUUUUAGCCAGUGCGAUGCGUUCAGGGGAAGCACCUUGGCUGAAUUUCUUACUGAUGGAGAUCGGCAAGGUGAUAUGAUGAAGUCCGUGAAGGAAUUGCAAGCUUAUGACCCCAGGGGUAUUGAAGUGUGCAUAGCUUUGGCGACAAGAUACUCUAAGCAGCUAUUUUCUAUUUACAAAAACAAAGAGGAUCCUUUUUUCUCAGCUCCUUGACACAGUGUAUGCUUUGUUUCCUCGCCCGACAUGAUGGUCCCAAAUCAGUCUUCCUGACCUUGAUGUAGAUAUGACUUAUGACAUCUUAUCUUGUAUAGUAUGUUCUUCUGGUAUAUGCAGCAAAAAUUUUAGGUGUUUUUGCUAUCAAGAAAUGACAACUACUACAACUAUUACACUUCAACCCCGAACAAGUUUGGGUCGGUUACCUGGACUGACCAUGUCACCGAUUUAAGCUUGUCUCGACCAAUGUAAUGCUAUGCUAUAAAGAAAUUGAGAUUCAAAAACUUUCUACCUUAUAAAAUGAUUCCAAAAAAAUUUUCUAGCA